Macadamia integrifolia is the source of this 1488-nucleotide messenger RNA. Its product is annotated as p-coumarate 3-hydroxylase-like. The transcript has 3 exons. The record is from RefSeq and is a predicted model, not a curated record. The coding region runs from base 1 to 1488 and encodes 495 amino acids. Gene Ontology annotation, molecular function: heme binding; oxidoreductase activity, acting on paired donors, with incorporation or reduction of molecular oxygen; iron ion binding. Lineage: Eukaryota; Viridiplantae; Streptophyta; Magnoliopsida; Proteales; Proteaceae.
AUGUCUUCAAAUUUUGUGAUGAAAACUACUGUAGCUUUAGUUCAUGAUGAGUUUUCACAGUGGUGUCUUUUGAUCACUGUGCCUGUGGUUUCUUGGUGGGUGUUCAAGAGAUGGGUCAGACGAGGGCCACCAUUGCCACCAGGUCCUCUAGGGUUUCCUUUAGUUGGCAACCUUCCAAUCCUAGAAACAGAUCUUCAUCGUUGCUUUGCCAAAUUGGCUCAAACCUAUGGACCCAUCAUGAAACUCCAAUUGGGUCCCAAGCUAUGUGUGGUAGUGACUUCAUCCUCUUUAGCCAAAGAAGUUCUUAGAGACAAUGAUGCAAUUUUCGCCAACCACGAUCCGCCACUUGUCGCGACAACAAUGAGUUACGGUGGCAUUAACAUUGUUUGGAGCCAUAAUGAUCCACAGUGGCGUAUGAUGCGUAAGGCUUUUGUUCAUGAAUUGAUGAGUAACAAAAGCCUUGAAGCUUGUUACAGCCUAAGGAGAAAAGAGGUUAGGCAAAUGGUGAAAGAGGUGUAUUCUAAGAUUGGGACAUCUAUUAACAUUAGUGAGGUUGCGUCUUUCACAAUGCUCCACCUGAUUUUGAGUUUGUUGUGGGGUGAUGAUGCUUUGGAAGGAGAUGAGAAGAGUAGCAGUGAGGAAGAGAUCAGAAGUGUGAUAAAAGGGAAGAAGUUGUCUUCCCGGAUGGAUCAUAUCCUUGAUAUGGUUUUAAGUCGACGGCUUCAAAUGGAUAGGGAAGAAAGUGAUCAGGGAGCACAUCAAAAGAAGGAAAGGAAGGAUUUUCUACAGUUCCUCUUGGAGCUCAAGCAAAAAGAUGGCAAAGCUUCAUUAUUGACCAAGAUACAACUUAAGGCUGUACUCCAGGAUAUAGUCGCAGCUGGGACAGAUCCAACGUCAGCUACAGAGUGGACAAUGGCAGAAAUGAUGGAACAUCCUGAGAUAAUGAGAAAAGCCCAAGAAGAAUUAGAGCAAGUAGUUGGGAUGGAUAACAUAGUAGAAGAGUCUCACUUGCCCAAAUUGUCAUAUUUAAAUGCAGUGAUGAAAGAGUCUCUCAGGUUGCAUCCACCCUUCCCACUCAUGAUCCCACAUUGCCCAAGCCAAUCUUGCACAGUAGGAGGGUAUUCCAUUCCCAAGGGUACUAGUGUUUAUGUAAACGUGUGGGCAAUGCAUAGGGACCCUAAUGCAUGGGAGAAUCCUUUAACAUUCCAACCUGAAAGGUUCUUAAGUGAUGGUAAAAACUAUGAUUACAAAGGGAGCAACUUCGAUUACCUUCCUUUUGGCUCUGGAAGAAGGAUGUGUCCAGGAAUUCCCCUAGAAGAAAAGAUGUCAAUAUAUGUCUUGGCUUCUCUAUUGCAUUCAUUCAAGUGGCAAUUACCUGAUGAUGUAAAGCUUGAUUUCUCAGAGGAGUUUGGGAUUGUGCUGAAGAAAACAACACCACUUGUUCUCAUCCCAACUCCAAGAUUAUACAAUGUAAACCUCUACACUUGA